Molecule: messenger RNA, 1290 nt
Organism: Frankliniella occidentalis (western flower thrips)
Lineage: Eukaryota; Metazoa; Arthropoda; Insecta; Thysanoptera; Thripidae
Source: RefSeq, a predicted model, not a curated record
GGCUCACGGCUGACUUGCCCUCCCUCGGCCGUGUUGCAGCGCCGACAUGGUGGACCUCCUGCCGCUGAAGCAGAGCGUCGGGGCGCUGCGCGUCCCCCGCGCUCCCCUCGGCCCACCCCCGGGGCCCUCGGCUCCCGACGGCCAGCUCGGCCUGCUCAAGUCGCGGCUGUUCUCUGCGCUGGAGAGCCUGGAGGGCAGCCAGAUCCUGUCCAACCUAUCCUCGCGCCUCGAGACGGCGCUAUCGCUGAGCCAGGACAACACCAGCAGCUCGCCGUCGGCCGCGUGCUCGGCGCGCUCGCCGGACGAGCCGCACGCGAGCGUCGCCGAGGACAAGAGGCAGCCCGCGGGCUCGGAGGACAGCCCGGGCGGGGCCGCGCGGCCCCGCUCGAGCGCGUGCUCCGGCGCGGACAGGGGCGACGCCGAGGGCGCCGAGGACCCCGCCGUCAGCAGGCCGGCCGUGCCGCAGGCCUGCGGGCCCGACCCCUACGAGAAGCUGCACUACAAGAUGGAUGAACAUGUGCUUCACGUUCUACCACGAAGUGGACGUGCCCGGCUGCGAGCCCUACAAGGAGUACCUCUCCGUCUACCUCCGAGAGCAACCCAUCUGGCACUCGCUGCGCUUCUGGAACGCGGCCCUGUUCGACGCUCUGCAGUGCGAGCGCCAGCACGGGGUGGCCACCACCCUGGAGGCCGUCGACGCGGAGCAGGAGUACCAGGAGAACGUGACGUUCGGGCAACUCGGCACUUUUACGUGCAAUAUGCACGCCUUCGGCCUGAGUCGGGAGCUGUGCACCGAGUUCCUGCGCAAGCAGUGCGUCAUAGCCAACCUCCGGGAAGACCAAGAGAAAAUGCUGCGGGACAACGUGGAGAGGAUGUACAGCGAGACGGAGCGGUGGCGAUCGCCGUGAGAGAUAGGCUGCCCGAGAGCGAGAGAGGUGCACAUGCUCAACAUGCGCGCGCAGUGCAUUCCACGGGGCAGAAGCUCAAUCAAAAGACAAGCGUAGGUUUUAAGGAACAAGCUUUCGCCGUUUUCCGUGUUUCGUGUUCGUUUUAAGCUGCUGCUGAUGCUCAUAAAGUUUUAAAGCAGCAAAAACAAGAUCUCCCACCUACCUGGUGGCUGAUUAACCCCGCGCUCGUUUGUUGUUACACUGUCCUGCAUGUAGGCGAGCGAGCGGGUUGACUAUCCGAGUGGGGCCCUAAGGCACCGUGGUCAGUGACGAUAGGCAAACCCGCUAGCAGCCCUGCAUUCGGUGUUACUCCGUAUAUCUAAUAGUGUUCCGGGUUAUUCAU